AUGUUGAGGUUGCUCGCUGUGUUUGUGUCCACUGUCUUAACUGGCGUGUUUCCGGAUGAACAUAGUCAUGUGUAUGAUGUUGCAGAAGAAGUGGUUCUAUGGAUGAACACUAUUGGACCAUAUCAUAAUCGUCAAGAAACUUACGGAUACUUUACCUUGCCUUUUUGUCGUGGACCUAAAAUUUCAAUUGAACAUACCCAUGAAACUUUGGGUGAAGCUUUACAGGGGACAGAACUUCAAUAUAGCGGGAUAGAUAUUCGAUUUAAAAUUAACAAACCUAAAUCAACGAUGUGUGAAGUUGAUGUCAAUUCAGAUGCUUACAUAGCUUUUAGUAAAGCUGUUGAGCAACAAUAUUGGUAUCAAAUGUAUUUGGAUGAUCUACCGAUUUGGGCUGUUGUUGGGGAGGUAAGCAAAGACGGUCAUCCUAGUAUUUGGACUCAUAAAGAACUGGAAAUCGGAUAUAAUGAGAAUCAAAUAGUUUUUGUCAAUUUAAUCAAUGGUGACUUGACUCCUUUAAAACUGAACACCAAAAUUACAUUCUCGUAUAAGGUUAGAUGGGUUCCAUCAGAGAUAGACUUUGCUGAUCGAUUUGAUAAGUAUUUGGAUUACGAAUUCUUUGGACACAAGAUUCAUUGGUUUUCAAUCUUUAAUUCAUUUAUGAUGGUAUUGUUCCUUGUCGCAUUGGUCUGCAUGAUUUUAAUGCGAACAUUACGGCGUGAUUAUGCAAGAUAUAAUAAAGAAGAUGGUCUAAGCGAUUUGGAUCGUGAAUUAGGCGAUGAAUACGGUUGGAAACAGGUGCAUGGAGAUGUUUUCCGCUCACCGCCUCAUUCAUCUUUAUUAGCUAGUUUAGUUGGAACAGGGAUUCAUAUUGCCGUGGUCUCAUCCAUAGUAUUAUUUUUGGCACUAACUAAUAAAUUAUACACCGAACGUGGAAGCUUCAUUUCUACUGCCAUAUUUGUUUUCGCUUCUACUUCACCGGUAAAUGGAUUGGUUGGUGGCAGUCUAUAUGCACGCAUGUCUGGCAAACGCUGGAUUCGUCAAUUCCUUAUGGGUGCUACGUUAUUGCCUUUUCUAAUAUGUUGUUUCACUUUUCUGGUAGAUCUUGUUGCUAUAUACUACCGUACAAGUCGGUCUAUCCCAUUCUUCACAAUGCUCUCCAUCACUUCCAUUAUCUUAUUCGUAAUCAUUCCAUUAAAUUUAGUCGGUACUGUGUUAGGUCGUAAUUUAUUUGGUUUAGCGAAUUUUCCAUGUCGAGUGAAUCCUGUUCCUAAAGCAAUACCGGAAAAGAAAUGGUUUAUGGAACCGUCAUUUCUCAUUAUUGCAAGUGGACUAUUACCGUUUGGAUCAAUUUUUAUUGAACUAUAUUUUGUCUUCACAUCAUUUUGGGCGUAUAAAAUUUACUUUGUUUUUGGCUUCACUUUGCUUGUUUUAUUUCUUCUAAUUGCUGUGACAACAUCUGUUACUGUUGUGGGCACCUAUUUCUUGUUGAAUUCUGAGGAUUAUCGUUGGCAAUGGACAAGUUUUCUUUCUGGUGCAUCGAUCACGUUUUAUGCAUAUUUAUAUUCGAUUUACUACUACUUCUUCAAAACCAAGAUGUUUGGUCUAUUUCAAACUACUUUCUAUUUCGGUUAUAUGGCAUUGUUUUGCCUAUGUAUAGGGUUACUUUGUGGUUCAGUUGGAUACAUUGCUGCUAAUAGAUUCGUUCGUAAAAUAUACUCGGUUGUCAAGGUGGAUUGAAAUGCUUAAUCAUGACCAGAUAUUGUUCCCCUCUGUUUUUGUAUGAAAUUCUUAAGCUGUGAUUAUUGUUAACGUUUUUUCCUCUUCCUCACCUUCUGUACUCUGUGUAUGUUUUUUCCACUAUUCUAUGUGACUUCGAUUUUGGUGUAAGUUGUUUGGGGAUUUUUUAUCUAUGGUCAGUAUUUUAUUUCUUAAAUUAGCUUUGUUCAUAUAAGCACACGUCAACACUUCAUUUGUGUUUGAGGAAUUCAGUUUUUAUUCUUACAUUACCAUUAAUUAUAAUUACGUUUCGUUAUAGUUUUUGAUUUUUUUUCUCUUCACUCAUAGUUUUAUCUGUUUCUAGGUUGCUUCCUGUCAAAUGUAGCGAACUGUACUUUGUUACCCAUUGUGAACAGUGACAUGAUAUAAAGAGUAAUUUGUAUCCAUCCUUUUAUUGUCACAUAGUAUGUUUAUCUUGAUAAAUAGCUUCACAUGUGAGUGAUAUUCUAAAAUGAUUAGAAGUAGUCGAAUUGAUGUGCUGACUAAGAAUUCCCCAAAUAGCCCAAUCUAUGACAAGUUAAGAUAGAUCAGCACAAUUGAACGUGAUAUAUUUGGAAUUGGUAAUAAGUCUGGAGUCAAGUACAAAGAAGUCAUCAGUUAGUACAAAUACCACGUGUUCUUGAAUGAUAGUGUCUUGCUUAACAGUGCCAUUCAUGUCUCGGAAUGAAGAUAGCUGCAUCUCAAAGACGUCUGCAUUGUUGCUUAGGGUGGUCAAAAGACUAGUUUGUUAGCGUCUUCAUCAAACGGAACUACAUCAUCUGGUAGGAGUUCUAUCCCUGAAAAGCCAGACGAUGGAAGUGUUAUUUUCAAAGGCAUGUCUUUGACGAAAUGGGUAAAUCGGGCAACCCUGACGAACACCACUUGCAGUAACCGAUUCCGACGAAAGUUCUCCACAAACUCCGACUCAAUCAAUACUGUCCGAGUAGGGCUUCUAAAGGGUUAGUGUAUUUUCUUGGUACGACUUUUAAUGACAGACUGCCACAAGACCUCACGAUCAACGGGGUCGAACGUCGACUCAAGGUCAUAGGACACGCCUGUGGUCGGGCAUCGGGAUGAUAUGUCCGUGUUCCACGACCAGACGGACUUUGAGUAUUUAGUCUACACAUCCAGGUCUGAAACCACCCAUGUUUUCUCAGAUUUGCUCUUCAUGAGCUCUGGUUAGGCAUCGAAGUACUAUCGGGGAUUAUGUUUCAGACUCUAUACUAGUCAAACUAAUUCCUCUGUGAUUGUCACAAGAGGUAUCUCAAUUCCGCUACUGCGGUCGAAAUUGUAAUUGUCCACCUUAACUCCAAAAUACUGUAUAGUCGUCAGGUUCUAACGUGAUUUGUGUAUUACGUAUAUCUCAGAUGUUAAUAUUUGUGGGAGUCAGUGUGUUCAGAAAGUGUGAUCUAAAUCAAUGGUUUUUGAUGACGGAUUUCAGUGAUGUGCAGAUAUUUCAAUUAAGACUAACCAAGAAUUCGGAGGCUCAAUAGUUAACGAUUUCGUUCAGAACCUUAGAUGUUAUUUGACCACCACAGUUUGCCGCGUUUAACACACUUGAAACAUCCAGACUAAAACAAUAAUACCACCCUCAUAUUACCAGCCAGGAUGUAUGGACUAUUAAUGACUUAAAAUUUUAAUGGAAUAUGAUUCUGUCUGGAUUUAUUGACUUUGCACAAGAAUAAAUUUCCCGCGACUCGGUACACAUGCUUGUCAGGUAUGAGAUCAUAAGUAAGAACUAACCACUCAUCGGUUUGCCGUUUUCUUGACGGCUGUGACUAUUAAGUGAGUAGUAAUCUAGUUUAUAAAUUAUCACGGCUCAGUCCGUCUAUCAAUUAAGGGACGAGUAUACUGCGCGACCGUUCGUUCUGUUUUACUUUACGGCUGCGAAAGGUGGCCUUUAAGGGUAGAAGAUAUUCGUAAGCUACUAGUAUUUGACCACGGAUGCCUUGGGAACAUUUCUCGCACCUUUAAUUAUCGGGUGAGUAAUAGUGAGGUUAGCUGCAGGGUAUUGGGGAAUGAUGUCUGGGCCACGGGUUGCGUAGGCCUGAACACCAAUUACCAUGACGCUCAAUGCUGACUAGUGUUGGUGAUGGUUGAAAAGAAGUUAGGGGCAGCCAAACCCAAACGCGGCAUCAGUGCUUGAAGUCACUAACUCCUAGUCUUAGUCAUGUUGGUAAGUGCAAACUACUCGGUUGGGGUCUGCGUGACUAUCGCAACCAAUGGUUGGAGAUUGGGUGACAUGGCUCAGAAUCGAUAACAAUGGGGUAGUUGUAUACACUUUCUGUCUCCCCUUAAACUAUGAGAACAAAAUUGUUUUAUGUCUUUCAUCCUGUAAUAUAUCCUUAUAUUCAAUCCUUUUAUAUAUUACCACGAUUGAAUUAACCACUAUGAAUUCGGUGUUCAUCUUGUUGUGCUAAUGAGGUAUGACAACUUGGACUGUUGCAUAUAUGUGCCUGGUCCUACUUUGUAGCUGACUGCUCAGUGCUCACUCGAUGUAAUCGAUCAACAAAUCUUGUUCAUGUCCCUUGAAUGUUCCCACUUUGUAUGAAUCGCCAACCAAUAGCUUACCCUGUUGGGUUUGAAAAGCAUUUCUAUAGUUAGUAAAGUGAAGCUGAAGAUGUUUUCUUGGUUGCCAUCCAAACUUUCGUCAAAUAUAGGUCAUAGUAAGUUAGUGAUUCAGUUGUAAAGUCAAAUGGGUGGCCUAAACGUCAUUACAAUAUAAGUGAUUUAAACUGAUUGCGCAUAUCUUUUUUAGAUAAUUUGAAACUGGAUUCAUUUUAUAAGUUAUCAUGUGACCACCCACUGUUUUUACUGUCCUCUAGAGGCGAAUAGCCUGAAUACUUGUAUUUCCCCCAUUAAGUGACUUAUUGAAAAUAAAAGAAACAUUAUUUUUAUUACAACUGGAGAUUCGAUUCUUUAAUAUGAAACAGGUUAGUGACGGAGUCACAAGGAAAUAUAUGUAAUAACGAGCCUGUUGCGACUGAUACACAGAUAAACUAUAAUGGGCCUUUGAGUACGCCUCAAUUUAUAAAUCUAAUGAAUUUCCCAAGGUUCCACUUCACCAGUGGCCACGAGAGAACUGCUUUUCAAUUAAUAAUUUACAGCUUAGUGUCUAUAAUAAACAACAUUGUUACUGCUAAUUGCUGCUCCUCUUGAAGUGUAAGCUUGGACUCAACAAAUGUAAUUUAGAAUAUUAAAGAUUUACAUUGUGAAAAUUAGGACAACACAUAUAAGCGAACAAUUGUUUUCAAUUAGAUUGUCAUCAGGCUUUAGUUUAUUUUCCAGGCUGAAGGUACAUUGUGAAGGGAGUUUGGAAAGUUUUGUUAGAGAAUUCUGUAGGGAAGGAAGCAGUCUUUGAGAAUCUGUGCUGACACGGGCGUACAACUGAGAAUCGAAACUGGUUAGGGGGAUAAUAUUUUGAAUAACAAAACAUUUUGAGAUUGAAGGUCUCAUUAUAUCGUCUACGUGUUUGUGCAGGACUGUGGGAAGCGUCAGCACAUGAGUAGACGUGAGCCGUUGAGUUUAGGUCUGAAUGACUUCCAUUAUCAGUAACUUAGCAUUUUGAAACAUCAGCUGGAAAACAGGAACUCUGACUCAUCUUUCCUCACUAUUAUUAUUAUUUUCUAGAGGAUCUAGCGUUUCAGCAGUUAGACAAGAAUUCGAAAAAUAUGCAUGGCCAGAAGUCGUAACAUCUUUGGAGUCAGAUUUUUACUAUGAUCUGGGAUGGGGUAUAUGCUUUCCCUCUCGAAAUGCUCUCAUAGAGCCACAUAUAUAUGGCAUAAGCUAGAGGAUUCUCAUUGUCUUCUCCCGGUUGUGGUGUUGUUUGCCAAAGUGAGCGGAUAAGGAGUAAACGUUCAGACUUUUACCUGGACUGGUACGAACGAUCAGUCUAUGGGGUUAGGAGGUCCUAUUUACGAAACAGUCGUGCAUAUAAUCGGACUGUUUAAGAACCUAUUUUGGCUAUCAGCUAUCAAGGGAAUGAAUCCCCUUGAUAUUGCGCCUCUGUCUGAGGAUUAAAUUUUAAUCGAUGGACCACGUGGCACACAAUCAUCCUAGUCCACACAAUGAAUCUACUAUUCGCACAUACGAUAUUCACAAAUAUUUCGUUAUGGUCGUUUAUGAUUCACAUUUAGCUACUUAAUACUUUUUUAUUCCCAUUUUGUGUACGUUCUCCCAAUUUACCCUGAGGCUUAUGGAUUAUGGAAGUUUCGUCCUGUCUAACUGAUCUUAGGUCAUCGACUGUGGGGCAGUUGCUAUUGUUAUAUCCUAGGGGAGAUUAAAUUACAGGUAACUUCCGAGGACUAUUAAUGAGCUAAUAUUCUUUAAAUAUUCUUAUUGCAUAAUUAUUCAAUAGUUAGAUUAUGUAUAUUUAUAUCCCUCUUAUUAUAAGCUUUAUUAUGACCUAUAAUUUAUUAUUAUACGAUUUACUGUCCCUAAAUUAUGCUCAGUUUAUUAACUACUGCCUCCCACGUUCACGGCCACUUUUUGGCUUUAUUGCGCACAAAUGUUAUUUCCUAUUUUAUGGUGCAUUGCGGUCUGUUUGUUUGUUAUAUAAACACAUUAUGUUUGAAAUAUAUGAUUCGCAUAGUGGAAGCUGGUAUUGUUGUUCUGGACUCAAGUGGACGGGCUAGGCGAACAUAGGACCAAUUUGGACGCUAGGCUGCUCAUACCGGUCAAACGUCAUUGGUUAGGCAGUGCUGAAAUUGUAU
This is a messenger RNA of Schistosoma guineensis, 6467 nucleotides long. Lineage: Eukaryota; Metazoa; Platyhelminthes; Trematoda; Strigeidida; Schistosomatidae. The record is from the annotation of a GenBank genome assembly.